Messenger RNA from Agrilus planipennis (emerald ash borer), 1902 nucleotides. RefSeq names its product BRCA1-associated RING domain protein 1-like. NCBI's taxonomy places the organism in Eukaryota, Metazoa, Arthropoda, Insecta, Coleoptera, Buprestidae. Bases 209 to 1612 code for a protein of 467 amino acids. The transcript is spliced from 6 exons. The record is from RefSeq and is a predicted model, not a curated record. Gene Ontology annotation, molecular function: protein binding.
AGAAAAUACAUUUUGUAAAGACAAAUUGAUUACUGCUUGAUUUUUUUAAGUCUCAAUUCAAUUUUGAGUUAGGGUAUAUGCUGUUUUAUUAUUUCAAAAGAAUAUAUAAAACAUGUGUUACACAAAUGUCAUGUAAACACAUCCAAAGAUUAGCUAAUUUGUAUUUCCCGCGUUGCUCCGAGUGUUUGGCUGUUCUUUGUGGUUAGAGAUGGAUACCUUUGAAGAACAAAUUUUAGAUUUAACAGAAGAAUUAAAGUUUCAAUUAACUUGUAAUACUUGUUACGAUGUUUCCAAGACUUUUGUUUUACCAUGUAACCAUAGUUUCUGUGAAAAUUGUCUGAAUAAAAUGAAAUAUUGUUGUUCGGAAUGUAAGCAGCCCUUUUCAGCACAAGAUGCUGAAGAAGACUCAUUCUCAAAUGGAGUUUUAGAGCACUUAGAAGCCAUAAAAGGAAUACUUUCUGAAUGUAGUGAUACUGUUAAUGAAAGUCAAUGGAAGAAAAUAAAACUACCUUGUGAGCUUUCUGGAUAUAAAUUGGUGUUGAGAUUUGAAAUUAAAAAAAACCACAAAGGUGAAACUCCUUUGCAUAUUGCAUGCAAGAAAAAUAAUGUGGAAUAUGUCUCUAGAAUUAUUAAUAAUGGAGUAGACAUUAAUACAAAAGACUAUGCUGGAUGGACACCAUUGCAUGAAGCUGUAGUAGGCAAGAGUAUUCAAUGUGCUAACUCUUUACUAGAAGCCGGAGCUUUGCCGAGUGUCCCAGGAGAAUGGUAUAUUACACCACUUCAUAAAGCAGUUUCUAUAAAUAAUAAAGAAAUGAUUGAAUUAUUAUUACUUCAUGGUGCAGAUCCUCAAGCUGUGGAUUAUUCUGGAAAGACACCUAUUGAUUGGUGUACUUCAAAAGAAACUGUUUCUAUCCUGGAAAAUAGGACACAAAAGUUAACUAUCCCCCGCCGUUUGUAUUUGUAUCCGUGGCCGCAAGUUUUUCUGGAUAAACGUAUAGAUAACAAAUUUUCUGAAACAUUAGAUGUCCAUUAUAAAGAUUUAGAUGCACUCAAGAAAGGUCAAAUAACACACUACGUUAUAACGAAUAGGGAAUCAGAGGACCCUAAAAUAAACCUGUUUCAUUUGGCAUUAGCAAUAGUGCAAGGAGCCAGUGUAGUUACAGAAAAAUGGUUGACCGAUUUUCUUCUUACCCAGAACGAUUACCUGGGAUUUGGAUAUAUUGUGAAAGAGAGAGAAGAUACCAUUAAAAGGUCAGUAAUUAAUAGAAUAAAAUGUAACCCAAAAUUGUUUGAUGGCAUAAACUUCUCCUUUGGUGUUUCUAAUAAAUCUCAUAAAAUUAUGAAUAUAAAUUUUUCGAAAGAUGAUUUAAUUGCUUUAGCAACUAUUGGUGGAGGUAAAAUAUUAACUCGUGAACCCGCACUUAGAACUGUAGAAAAUCAGUUCAAUUAUCCAUUUCACGUUAAUAAAAGUUCGGAGUUCGCAGGCUGUUGUAACUUCAUUAUUUAUGAUGAGAGUAGCCCUCCACAAUUGUUGUACAAUAUGAAAGAACUGAAACACAAGUCUUCUACUUGGUUAAUAGAGUGUAUAAUGAGUUUCUCAAUAGUUUCAUAAGUUUUAUUCCUUUUAAUAUUUCAUGAUAUAUACUUUAUUCGUCUAUUUUGUGAUAUACUAUCCAUUGAAGAAAUUUUAGAGAUUUAGAUUCGUUGGUUUUUAUUUAUUUUUCUUAUUUUCUUUGAUUAUGAACUUAGUGGUUUAAUUCUCUAUUUGUUUUACGAAGACUUUGCUAAUUAUAAGUGUAACUGCUCUUACAUUACUACGUCACUAUUGAUGAAUUCACAUUUUAGUUUUUAACAGCUUUAUAAGAGUCUUUUUAAUUUAAAUAAAACCCGUGUACAAACUUU